AUGCGCGUGUCAACAUUUGCAACCUUGGCUCUCAUGCCACUCCUCGCUCUCGCGACUGAACAGUAUCAACAACCGACAACUCCACAGCCGACAACUCAAACUUCCACCCAGACGAUGACGAAAACCAUUACCGUCUCCGAGGUUGUCGCAACUGUCACUUCUACUUCGUCGCGAUCAUCUACCAGCACCUCCUCUUCCUCUUCCUCUUCCUCAACCUCCACUUCCUCCUCGUCUACUUCCACCCCAGCAGCCUCAACCUUCACUCCACCAGUGAGCGUUGGAACAAUCUCAAAGUACACCAGCGCUGCUACUGGAACCGGAGGUAUCAUGGCCGCACCAACACCCGCAUCUUCGCUCCUCCCAAUAUCAACCGUGAACAGCGGUGCAGGAAACUUGAAGAUGGGAAGUGCCGGUUUGGUAGUCGCUGUUGUAAUAGCUGCUGGAUUCUUGUAA
Messenger RNA from Hymenoscyphus albidus, 453 nucleotides. NCBI's taxonomy places the organism in Eukaryota, Fungi, Ascomycota, Leotiomycetes, Helotiales, Helotiaceae. The record is from the annotation of a GenBank genome assembly.